Messenger RNA from Anoplopoma fimbria (sablefish), 2091 nucleotides. Its product is annotated as solute carrier organic anion transporter family member 1C1-like. Gene Ontology annotation, molecular function: protein binding. The record is from RefSeq and is a predicted model, not a curated record. Gene Ontology annotation, cellular component: membrane. Gene Ontology annotation, biological process: sodium-independent organic anion transport; transmembrane transport. The transcript has 14 exons. Bases 85 to 2091 code for a protein of 668 amino acids. Lineage: Eukaryota; Metazoa; Chordata; Actinopteri; Perciformes; Anoplopomatidae.
GCUGAGAAAGGACGCACACAGGGCAACGGACGCAGUGACGCAGGGGCCAGAGAACCACGCUCGUCUCCCAGUAACAGCCUAAAGAUGUUUCUGGUGGCUUUGUCAUUUGCCUAUUUUUCAAAGGCUCUGUCGGGGAGCUACAUGAAGAGCACAAUAACUCAGCUGGAAAGGCGCUUUGACAUCCCCAGUUACCUAAUAGGUGUCAUUGACGGGAGCUUCGAGAUAGGUAACCUGUUGGUGAUAGCUUUCGUCAGUUACUUUGGGGCCAAGCUCCAUCGGCCAAAGAUCAUUGCAGUGGGUUGUGUACUGAUGUCCAUUGGCACCUUCAUUAUCGCUCUGCCUCACUUCAUCAUCGGACGCUAUGAAUUCGAGACAUCGGUGCGGUGGGUAGUGAACUCAACAUUAAACCCCUCACCCUGUCCGGUGGGCUCAGACCUGACUCAAGGUGGCAAACUACCUCAAGUGCCAGCCACAGGUUGUGAGGGUGACUCCAACCUGUCUAUGUGGAUCUAUGUGCUCCUGGGAAAUGUCUUGCGGGGGAUUGGAGAGACGCCUGUUCAGCCUCUUGGGAUCUCUUAUAUUGAUGAUUUUGCUACUGAGGAGAAUGCCGCGCUAUAUGUUGGCUGUGUGCAGACCAUUUCAGUGGUUGGACCUGUGUUUGGCUACCUGUUAGGCUCCCUUUGUGCCAAAAUCUAUGUGGACAUUGGAUUUGUAAAACUGGAAACCAUCACCAUCACCCCAUCAGAUUCUCGCUGGGUGGGGGCCUGGUGGCUGGGCUACCUCAUAGCUGGGGUCAUCACCCUGUUCUCUGCUAUCCCAUUCUGGUUUCUGCCCCGCUCAAUACCCAUAUCCAGGCCCCAGGGCCCAGAGAAAUGCACGCCAGAGCAGACAAGUUUCAUUAAAGACCCCUCUCUUCUGAAACACAAGUAUCCCGCAGACGAAAAUACUACUUUCAUAGAGAUGGCCAAAGACUUUAUUCCAACCCUGCGAACUCUGCUGGGACACCCUGUGUAUUUGAUCUACCUGUGUGUGACAGUCAUCCAGCUGAACUCUCUCAUCGGCAUGGUCACCUACAAGCCCAAGUUUAUCGAGCAGCACUUCAGGCAGUCUGCCUCAAAGGCCAACUUUCUCAUGGGUGUAAUCAAUAUCCCAGCUGUGGCCCUGGGGAUGUUUUCUGGAGGUCUACUGAUGAAGAGGUUUAAGCUGAACAUCAUGGGGGCAGCCAGGUUUGCCUUUGGCACAUCUCUGAUCGGUUACAUCCUGUCGCUGUUCUUCUUUGCAAUGAGCUGCGAAAAUGCCAUGGUAGCCGGUGUGACACUUUCAUACAACAGCAUGGAUAGGACAUCUUAUGACAAACACUCAGCAUUCGCAGCCUGCAACUCAGACUGUUUUUGUUCAACGAGUGAUUGGGACCCCGUCUGUGGAGGGAAUGGAAUCACAUAUGUUUCUCCCUGUCUUGCUGGCUGCAGCACCUCUGCUGGCUCAGGGAAAAACACAGUCUUCUCUAACUGUAGCUGUGUUGGUGUGGCUGGUAAUUUUACGGCCAGUACAGGUCAGUGCCCUCACAAGGACGACUGUGACAGGAUGUUCCCGUACUUCCUGGGUCUCUCUGUCGUCACUUCCUUUAUCAUCUCCCUUGGUGGCACACCAGGCUACAUGAUUCUCAUCAGGUGCAUCAAACCACAGCUAAAAUCUUUGGCGUUGGGUUUCCAUGCUCUGGCAACACGUACCCUCGCAGGGAUCCCAGCACCGAUUUACUUUGGAGCAAUCAUUGACACCACAUGCCUAAAAUGGGGUCAGAAAAGGUGUGGAGGCAUAGGAGCCUGUAGGAUCUACAACACCACUGCAUACAGGAUAGCAUACCUGGGUCUGACUCUGGGCCUGCGGACUAUCUCGUUCAUUAUUUGCAUCCCGGGCUUCAUUCUACUCGGUCGACAGCUGAGGGAGGAGGAAAGAAAUGCCAUCCACGGUGAUCUGGCCAAUGGCGGAACAGAGCUGGAGGCACUCAGGAAGGAAGAGUUUGUGACUUUGAAUUCUGACCAAUCACAACAAACGCCAGACAACAGCACAGACAGGGAGACACGUCUGUGA